AUUUCAGACGUAGAGAUUGAUUAAAAAAUUAUAAUAGGAAGUUGUAAUUAGCAUUUCUGUUCUGUUGUCAUAUAUCCCAUUAUAAAAAUUCUAAAUAAAUAAGUGAUUACUCAUCAUCCUCAAAAGUCACAACCACAAACCUUUUGUCAUCAUUUUGAAACUUGUCCAAAGUGAGUGAGUAAUAGGUGGAGAAAAAUGGUGCUUCAAACUACUAUUGAUCUUCUAAAGAGUGAGAUUCCUCUUCACCAAGAAACUAUUAAUUUAUCUGAAGAUUCUGUCACUGGCCUUGUUCUUGUUGAUAUAAUCAAUGGAUUUUGCACUGUUGGUGCUGGAAAUCUGGCACCAAGAGAGCCCAAUACACAAAUAUGUGAGAUGAUAAAUGAGUCAACAAGAGUAGCAAGACUUUUCUGUGAGAAAAAAUUGCCAAUUAUGGUAUUCUUGGAUUCUCACCAUCCAAACAAACCUGAAGACCCUUAUCCACCUCACUGUAUUGUUGGGACAGAUGAAUCAAAUUUGGUACCUGCUUUGAGAUGGUUAGAGGAAGAGGAAAAUGUAACAAUUAGAAGAAAGGAUUGUUUUGAUGGAUAUUUUGGUUCAAUGGAGGCUGAUGGGUCUAAUGUUUUUGUGGAUUGGGUGAAGCAAAAUCAUAUCAAAACUUUAGUAGUUGGUGGAGUGUGCACAGAUAUAUGUGUGCUAGACUUUGUUUGCUCAACAAUAUCAGCAAGGAACCGUGGUUUUCUUGGCCCUCUUCUUCAGGAUGUGGUUGUUUAUUCUACUGCUUGUGCUACCUUUCAUAUUCCUCCUCGUGUCACUACAAACACUAAACAGGUUUUACCUCAUCCACAGGAGUUUAUGCAUCAUGUAGGAUUGUACAUGGCCAAAGAAAGAGGAGCCAAGAUAGCUAAUGAAUUGUCCUUCGUUGCAGCUGGAAAGGCAAUAUGAAUAAUGAACAAGUAGUUUAUUACGAUAUGUAGUAGUAUUUGCAUGGCUAUAUAAAUAACACCCAAACAUGCUGAGAGUGAGUGGAAAGUACAACAAUGGGAUUGGUUAGUUUGAAACAUUGAGUGAUAAUACUAUCUAGUUUGUAAUAUUAUAAUAAACCAAUAUAUUUAUUUAGAAAUAAAAUCAGUGUUUGUUAAAAAAA
Molecule: messenger RNA, 1144 nt
Organism: Cannabis sativa
Lineage: Eukaryota; Viridiplantae; Streptophyta; Magnoliopsida; Rosales; Cannabaceae
Product: nicotinamidase 1
Exons: 5
Coding region: 196-942 (248 amino acids)
Biological process (GO): pyridine nucleotide salvage
Molecular function (GO): nicotinamidase activity
Source: RefSeq, a predicted model, not a curated record